UCACUGGAAGGCAUCUUGUGCACACCAAAUUCACAGCCUUCGCUUCUACUCAACUAGAUGGCCUUUUCCUUUCUUCGUAGACUGUGACUGUGUCAUGAGCACUUUAGAGAGGUGAAGGGACAGGGAUGGAGCUGGUACCAUGGUGGGCACUGCUACGUGACCGUGUACGUGCCCUGAAAUAGACUGGCCGCUCCAGUGGAAUCUUGCAGCACCUCUCCACCAUUCUCUCCACAUCCUCUGCAUUGUGAGCGGACAGCUCUCCGAUUUCCCCGUCACAUGGAGGGUCAGAUAUGCCCCUUCAACCAGAGAGCGGUCAGCCACAGGAGGAGGAGCUCUCACCUCUCUGUCACCAUGGACACCCACUGGUGAUUGGACACUCCUAGCCCAGUGACAUGUUGAGUUACUGCUCGUCUCCUCAACCUGACCAUAUAAUCCCAGGUAACUUCACAUCAGCUUUUCUUCCCCCUGUGGAUUUGGAGGGGAACAUCUAAGUAUACUGUACAGUUUCUAAUGGCAAUGUGAGGAGUCACACUGCAUAUUGUUUUUCUUUUGUGACUUUUUUUUUUGGUGAGGUGUUUUUCUGCUUACGCCAUUGGGAUCAUUUUGGACAUGUCUGGAGUUUUUACGGUGUGUGUGGGGAAGUGUACUGAUUGAGGGUUUUUCCAUCACAGUGCUGAUACAUCUGAUUAGCAAACUUAGGACUUGAACUGGAGAGUCUUUGUUGUACACGUUUGGAAAAAAACGUCCUGUUCCAUUCUGCUUUUAUCUUACCAAGAAGUCUUAUCUUGUUCAGAUGAGGAUGGGAGGAGAGCGGGAGGAUGCCUAGGAAAAUGAGGGGGAAGGUUGGAGUGGAAAAAAAACAGAACGAACGCUUCAAGACAGGAAGAAAAGAAACACCCCGAUCAGAUACCCACGAGGACAUGGAACUCUGCAUCGGUCGGAAGAGAAGAUCCUUCGAAAGUCAUUAGAUUCUUUGCUUAUGCACAGAACAGCAGGGAGAGUGUGGUGGCCCGAGAGUGACAAAAAGAACAGAAGCAGAGGUGAAAGUGAAGUGACCAUGCCGGAGAGCAAACCUGUGGUGUAUCGGACAAGCAGUUACCUCUCACACUCUACUUACAGGAAGAUCAAAAGAGUGUUGAGUUUCCGAAGGCGAGUGUUUGGCCAGCGUUUGGAGGAGACUGUGCUGUAUGAGCGUCGCUAUGGGGUUCACAUGGCUCCUCUGGUGGUGGAGCAGUGUGUGGACUUCAUCCGCGAGCGCGGGCUCACAGAGGUGGGUCUGUUCCGUCAGCCGGGCCAGGCCACGCUGGUGAAAGAGCUGCAGGAGGCCUUCGACGCAGGAGAGAAACCCUCCUUUGACAGCAGUACUGAUGUGCACACAGUGGCAUCUCUGUUGAAGCUUUACCUGAGGGAACUUCCAGAACCUUUAGUACCAUUCUCUCGCUACCCAGACUUCCUCAUCUGUGGCAAGAGAAUCCCAGCAGACAGGAAGCAGGGAUUGCUGGAGCUGAGAAGUCUGCUUCAUGAACUUCCUGUGGCUAACUUCAACCUGCUGAACUACAUCUGCCAGUUUUUAAACGAAGUUCAGACUUACUCCAGCAGCAACAAAAUGAACAUCGAGAAUCUGGCAACUGUUUUUGGGCCCAACAUUUUACGGCCAAAAGCAGAGGAUCCUGAAAGCAUUAUUGGAGGGACCGCUGCCAUCCAGCACCUGAUGUCUGACCUCAUUCGCGAGCACAGCCUGCUCUUCUCCAAAGAUGGGGACACAGACACUCCCAGGAUUUCCAGACCUGCUCCCCUGACCGGUCACCGCCACAGUAACCACGCGGAGUGGGCCCACACUGAGCUGGACGUCCAGGAGUGUGACUCCCACCUGGGCAUGGCCGCUGACUGCCUCCCCUCCCCCCACCUGGCCUCCACACCCUGCUCACGGCAGCUGUCCCUCCCGCUGACGGCUGAGAGGCGAGGGUCCUCACACAGUCCCAGGGAGAGGCGGAAGUCCCCUCUUGUGACGGAGACAGCGAGUCAGCUGUCUGCUGCCGCGGCCAUAGGUUCCAGUCCUGCCGAGCCACAGAGCUACAGUCCUGCGCCGUCAAAGUGCCAUUCCCCAGACUCAGGACUCAUCCCUCUCCCCGCCAGUCCAUCCUCGCCUGCCUCCUCUCAGACGGCCGUGCUGGAGGGUCCUUCGCAGCCCGCGGACUGGUCCGGCAUUGAGGAGCCGCGGUGGACGGCGGAGAAAGAUCUGGGGGGGAACAGCGGCAGCAGCGAUGCGCAGGACAGCACCCUGUCUGUCUAUGACAAUAUGGACACCAUGACUGACCUUGUGGUAGAUGAAGCGGCAGACACGGGUAGCGGCGUUGGCAUGGCCGAGGUGGAGGGGGCCACCAGCGUGGCAGGCAGCGGCAGCACGUGGUCGUCCUGCGAGGCCCUGCUUCAGGACGGAACCCGGAGCGGGAGUGGAGGUCCUUCCAGCCCGUGCCAAGCCUCCGUCAGCUUCCCGUCUUUGUUCAGGGUGGACCGUGAAGAUGGGGAUGCCCACCAUAACUCGCUUGCCUCAUCCUCUGCCCCCACCGACGCUCCGCUGAGCACGGGGAGUAGCGAGGUCUUCCUGCCCUCAGCACCUCCAGACCCCCACAUGCCCACUGCCACCCAUGCCAUGCACUGCCUUCUGGCUGGACUGAGGCAGCAAAUGGCCAGGCAGAAAGCAGAGUAUGAAGCCAGGAUCCAGAGGUUAGAACGAAAGAACGAGACGCUGCAGGCUGAGGUGGCGGGGCUCCGAUCAAGCCUCGAGCAGCAGCGCCAGUGGUUCAGCGUGGCCGAAAUCAAGAUGCGCAACGUGGAACGCGCCCGACUCGACGCCGACCGACGGAAUACCGCCCUCCAAAAGGAGAUGGAACAAUUUUUUGAUACUUUUGGAGAUCUCAACGCUGAGGCAAAGAAAACAGAGCGUAUUAUACAGAGCUUCUAAUCUUUGACUACAAACUGCUUUUACUGACCCAAUCAAUAACUCAAACACAGUCCAAUGUGUUAGCCUGCACCUUCAAGUGCUUCCUUUCAUAAUCCUGAAACCAGCGAAAUUUCAACUCACUUUAUGAUGGCCUGCCACGGAUACCGUAAAGGCCUACCCGCCUGCUGUCUUGGGCGGGACCGCCAAAGUUAAGCGGAAUACAGACCGGGAUCUGAUGCCUUUUGAUUGGUGAAUGAUUCUUAUGGUGUAUAGGAUGAUGAUGCAUGGAUUGGAUUACUGGAUCAUUGGACUGUCUCGCUACGGAUACAGAUAGGAAAGCACCUAGACCUGCUUGAAAUGACUCGCCUGUGGUUGGCAACACAUUUCAUAACAAUGUUUUGGCUGUUGAAGCUAAACUUCUACAAGAGUGCUUGAUAAACAUACAGAUGUAAAUACGUUUUUCUGCACUCAUGUAACUGCCACUCAUUUAAAACACUAAUAAAACACAAAGUCACCAAAAUA
Messenger RNA from Clupea harengus (Atlantic herring), 3466 nucleotides. RefSeq names its product rho GTPase-activating protein 24. Gene Ontology annotation, cellular component: focal adhesion. Gene Ontology annotation, molecular function: GTPase activator activity. The record is from RefSeq and is a predicted model, not a curated record. Gene Ontology annotation, biological process: wound healing, spreading of epidermal cells; activation of GTPase activity; signal transduction. Lineage: Eukaryota; Metazoa; Chordata; Actinopteri; Clupeiformes; Clupeidae.